CGCGCGUAGGAUAAUAGCGCGGUUUAUUUAUACAAAAACCUGUUCCCGAGAGCGGUCAGCCAGUAGCUUCUUAUUCUUCGCCGCUUUCGUCGUCGUCGCCGCCGCCGCGGAGGAAUCCUUCAGUGUCGCUCUUACUGUGUGAAAGCUAUCAUGUACGCUGCAGAUUCUAAGCGGUUUCUUGCCGCGAUUCUCUUUUUUUUCACUGCUAUAGUGCAAGAAAGUUUCGCGCAAUACACGCCCCCGACGCCAAGCGUCGAGCCGCUUUACCCGAAGGGACUGCGGAUGUCCAUUCCACACGAGGACGGAAUCAGCUUGGUCGCGUUUCACGUGAAAUUCAACGAAGACUUCUACGGCCUCGAGGCAGGUUCCAUUGCCAGGGAUAUUAUAAAAACGCGACACGGUCAAUGGACCUAUGAGGACCGAACGACGAGACUGAAACGCGGCGAUGUAAUUUACUAUUGGAUUCACGUAGUCUACGACGGUCUCGGUUACAAUUUGGUCGAUCAGAGUAUGGUAGUCGAGGACUUCUACAACUACGAUGGAACACCGGUGAACCAGGACGUUAUCUCUGAGAUUACCUGCGCGAACAAGCCGGAGACGAAAAUAUUCGAUAAUAAUCGUCGGGAGAAGCCGAAUAAAUACUGCCCCGGUCAAUUAAUUUUCGAAGACAAUUUCGAUUCCCUGAGCGACAAGUGGAAAAUUAUUGAAAGCUUCUCGGGCGUUCCGAGUUACGAGUUCGUGGUAUACAUGAAUAACGCGGACAACGUGCACGUCAGCGAUGGUUCCUUGCACAUCAAGCCGGGUUUAACCAACGACAAGUACGGUGAAAAUUUCGUCCGCGACGGGAACCUGACGUUAACGCAAUGCACGGACGCGACUGAUCAAUGCAACCGAAGGGCAGUCGCGUGGAACAUUUUACCACCCGUGAUAUCGGGACGUCUGACCACGCAAGACACGUUCGUUUUCCAGUACGGCCGAAUUGAAGUCCGUGCUAAAUUACCUCGCGGCGAUUGGAUAUAUCCCUCGAUCAGUUUGGUCAACGCGAACAACGAUAAGCAAGGCUCGGUGCAUUGCGACUUGAUCGUAGCACAUUCGGCCGGAAAUCCGUCUCUCAGUACGAAGGAUGGAAACGAUAUAAGCGGUCGCGUUCUUAUGGGUGGUGGCCACGCGAUAAACGUGAAACAGCGUCAAGAUAAUCUGUACAAUCUUCCUAGGAAAUCUGCAGAUUCGUUGUGGUCCGAUGGUUACCACUUGUACGAAUUGGAAUGGAAACGUGGCCGAUUGACGCUUAAGGUGGACGGAGAACAGUACGGCGAACAAACGCUCCCGUCGUUAUUCGAGACUCCGGCGUACGUAAACAUCGGUUUGGCUGUGGGAGGUCUGACCGUCUUCCCAGACGAGUGCGUCAGCAGUAACUACAGGAAACCGUGGGAGAACAGCGAGCCGAAGGCGAUGAACAAGUUCUACCAAGCACAGAACAAGUGGCAGAACUCCUGGAACAACAGAGACACAGGCCUCCACGUAGACUACGUCAAAGUUUGGUCUGUCUAAGGAUUACUCAGACCCCCAAACUUACACGCAUCACAUUUUAACCAAUCCAUUUGCUUCUUCCUUUAUACGUAUAAGUCUAUAAAAGACGUCAAAUAGGG
Molecule: messenger RNA, 1649 nt
Organism: Ceratina calcarata
Lineage: Eukaryota; Metazoa; Arthropoda; Insecta; Hymenoptera; Apidae
Gene: B-gluc1
Product: beta-1,3-glucan recognition protein 1
Exons: 8
Coding region: 151-1551 (466 amino acids)
Biological process (GO): carbohydrate metabolic process
Molecular function (GO): carbohydrate binding; hydrolase activity, hydrolyzing O-glycosyl compounds
Source: RefSeq, a predicted model, not a curated record